Messenger RNA from Penicillium paradoxum, 534 nucleotides. RefSeq names its product SNARE domain- containing protein. The transcript is spliced from 4 exons. The coding region runs from base 1 to 534 and encodes 177 amino acids. Gene Ontology annotation, biological process: endoplasmic reticulum to Golgi vesicle-mediated transport. The record is from RefSeq and is a predicted model, not a curated record. NCBI's taxonomy places the organism in Eukaryota, Fungi, Ascomycota, Eurotiomycetes, Eurotiales, Aspergillaceae.
AUGGCUUCACGCCAGCUCAUCAGUGGAGAUAUAAACAGAUUUCCACGCCAGCGUGAUCCCCGUGCCUCAUCCUCUCUCUUCGAUCAAUAUGGUGGCGACUCCCGCCAAGCCAGCAGGUCGCCUGCUCAACAACCUGGUGGAUACGGGUAUGGUGGCUACUCCAGCCCAGGAUCCAAUGGUUUAGCGAGCAACGGUGCAGCUGGCGCAAGAUAUCAAACAGCCUCGCCCGAUAAGAAGGGACACUACUCCGACGCAGUUCUCUCGUCUCUUGAGUCACAAAAUGACGCUGAAGUUGAGGGCAUCAGUGCCAAGGUCAAAAUGUUGAAGGAUAUCACACUAGCCAUUGGCGAUGAAAUUCGAGACACUGCACACAUAACCGAUCUCAACGACUCUUUUGACAAUACCCGGGUCCGACUCCGUGGGAAUAUGACCCGUAUGCUUCGCAUGGCUGAAAGCACCGGCAUCGGCUGGCGAGUCUGGCUCGGUUUCUUCUUCGUUGUCUUCCUCUUGUUCUUCUACGUCUGGAUAUUCUGA